This is a messenger RNA of Meloidogyne enterolobii, 1290 nucleotides long. NCBI's taxonomy places the organism in Eukaryota, Metazoa, Nematoda, Chromadorea, Rhabditida, Meloidogynidae. The record is from the annotation of a GenBank genome assembly.
AUGGCGACAUCGUCAAAUACAACUGCUGCUGUAGCAGAUGAAGGAAUGGAAGAACGCAUAAUCAAUGAAGAAUAUAAAAUUUGGAAGAAAAAUUGUCCGUUUCUUUAUGACAUGGUUAUGACUCACGCACUUGAAUGGCCUAGCCUUACAGUCCAAUGGUUACCUGAUGUUAAACGUGUGGAUGGAGAUGAUUAUACUACACAUCGUUUGAUUUUGGGGACUCAUACAUCUGAUGAACAGCAAAACCAUUUGGUAAUUGCCAAACUUCUUUUGCCUACAGAAGAUGCACAAUUUGAUGCUUCACGUUAUGACACUGACAGGGGUGAAUUUGGCGGUUUUGGUUCAAUUACAGGCAAAAUUGACGUCGAAAUAAAAAUGAAUCAUGAAGGAGAAGUUAAUCGGGCUCGUUAUAUGCCUCAAAAUCCAGUUUUGAUUGGGACUAAAUCUCCAAAUGCUGAAGUGUUUAUUUUUGAUUAUACAAAGCAUCCUUCAAAUCCACCACAAUCUGAAGUUAACAUUUGUAAACCUCAACUUCGUCUUCGUGGUCAUACAAAAGAGGGUUAUGGUUUAAGUUGGAAUAUCAACUUGCCCGGACAUUUAUUAAGUGCUUCGGAUGAUACAACAGUUUGUUUAUGGGAUAUUCAGGCAACUACUGCAAACGCAAACUUUUUGGAUGCAAAAUCGAUUUUUACUGCGCACAAUGCUGUUGUGGAGGAUGUUGCUUGGCAUGUUCUUCACGACGCUAUUUUUGGUUCAGUUGGAGAUGAUCAUAAAUUAAUGAUUUGGGAUACUCGUACUAAUAGCACGACAAGACCUCAACAUACUGUCAAUUGUUUGUCAUUUAAUCCAUAUUCUGAAUUUAUUUUGGCAACUGGUUCUGCUGAUAAGACUGUCGCUUUAUGGGAUUUGCGCAAUUUAAAAUUAAAACUUCAUUCAUUUGAAUCGCACAAAGACGAAAUUUUCCAAGUUCAAUGGUCUCCUCAUAACGAAACAAUUUUGGCAAGUUCAGGAACUGAUAGACGUUUACAUAUUUGGGAUUUGAGUAAAAUUGGAGAAGAACAAACACCUGAGGAUGCUGAGGAUGGACCACCAGAGCUUUUGUUUAUUCACGGUGGACAUACAGCCAAAAUUUCUGACUUUUCUUGGAAUCCAAACGAGCCUUGGGUUAUUUGUUCUGUUUCUGAAGACAAUAUUAUGCAGAUUUGGCAAAUGGCUGAUAAUAUUUACAAUGAAGAAGAAGCUGAUGCUGUUAUGGAACAAGCUGCUGCUAUGGCUGGAAGUACAACUUGA